AUGGAUGACUUUUCUGUUAUCGGUGAUUCGUUCGACGAUUGUCUUGACCAUCUAGGUCGAGUUUUGAAGCGGUGCGAGGACACAAACCAUGUUCCUAACAAGGAGAAGUUUCACUUUAUGGUGAAGGAAGGAAUUGUUCUUGGCCACAAAAUCUUUGAAAAGGGAAUUGAGGCUAAGUUCGAGUUCGAUGAAAAGUGUCGCAAGGCAUUUAAGGAAUCGAAAGAGCGACUUACUUCUGCUCUUGUUACUGUGUCACCUGAUUGGUCACUUCCGUUUGGGCUGAUGUGUUAUGCUAGAGGAUUUGCAAUUGGAGCGGUGCUUGGUCUGCUUUACAACAAGAUCAUGCACCAGAUCUAUUAUGCUAGUAACACAUUGAGUGGUGCCCAGAUGUAUGACACAGUGACCGAAAAAGAACUACUUGCCAUUGCCUAUGCUUUCAAAAAGUUCAGGGCUAUUUUUUGGGGUCCCAAGUGGUGGUGUUUACUGACCACGCAGCACUGCGGAGAACUUGAGAUCAAUAAUGCGUUCCGGGAUGAAAGGCUUCUAGCAAUGUCAUGUGAUAUAGCACCAUGGUAUGCUGACAUAGCAUAUUACUUUAUGACUGGGCUUAUUCCUGAUGAGAUCAAGGCGUACCAGAAAUAUAAAUUCUUGAGAGAUUGCUGGGAAUAUUAUUGGGAUGAACCAUACUUGUUCCGAAUAUACGCCGACAACAUCAUUCGACGUUGUGUUCCCGAAUCUGAGGAGAUGGAUAUCUUGGCCUGCCAUGACUUUCCUGUUAGGGGUCAUCAUAGUGGAAAUCAUACAGCAUCUAAGGUGCUUGAGUGUGGAUAUUACUGGCGGACUCUCUAUCAUGAUGCAAAUUUGAUGGCGAGGACUUGUGACCAAUGCCAAGAAUCGAUUGCUAAGAGGCACGAGAUGCCUAUGAAUUUUGUGUUGGAGGUAGAGCUCUUUGAUAUUUGGGGCAUUGAUUUUAUAGGGCCCUUUGUGAGCUUAGGUGGUAUGAAAUACAUCUUGGUGGUUGUCGACUACGUCUCAAAGUGGUUAGAAGCAAUGGCUUUACCCAAUAAUGAAGGGAAGAGUUCACCAGCUUUCUAA
Molecule: messenger RNA, 1095 nt
Organism: Lycium barbarum (goji berry)
Lineage: Eukaryota; Viridiplantae; Streptophyta; Magnoliopsida; Solanales; Solanaceae
Exons: 3
Coding region: 1-1095 (364 amino acids)
Biological process (GO): DNA integration
Molecular function (GO): nucleic acid binding
Source: RefSeq, a predicted model, not a curated record